Aspergillus steynii IBT 23096 is the source of this 2039-nucleotide messenger RNA. Its product is annotated as 2-(3-amino-3-carboxypropyl)histidine synthase subunit 1/2. Gene Ontology annotation, biological process: protein histidyl modification to diphthamide. The record is from RefSeq and is a predicted model, not a curated record. The coding region runs from base 80 to 1789 and encodes 569 amino acids. Lineage: Eukaryota; Fungi; Ascomycota; Eurotiomycetes; Eurotiales; Aspergillaceae. Gene Ontology annotation, molecular function: 2-(3-amino-3-carboxypropyl)histidine synthase activity. The transcript has a single exon.
AUUUCGACAAUCUCGCCCAAUUCCCGUCGCAUCCUCUCGUCAACAUUUCCAUACCUAGCGACUCACCCAUCUUGUCGAAAUGGGCACCGAAAUGGAGGCAGCGCCCGUCCUGUCGACUCCGGACGAUCGCAUCCUAGAGUCCACCGACCCCGUCACUUCGCACGAUACGACUCGGUCUUUGUCGGAUGAUGAGCUGUCGAUUACCUAUGAUAUCGAUCGCACGCUGAAGGAAAUUCGUCAGGCACGGUACAAACGCAUCGCUCUUCAGUUCCCCGAUGACAUGCUUCCGGAUGCUCCGCGAGUCUUCCAGCUGCUCAGUCGGGGAUUGGACACGCGCGACGUCGAUACAAACGAGGGUAAUGGCUCGCAGGCGCAGGGCAAUGGGACGGACACCAGCGCCGAUGUGAACGGACUGUCCCAAGGAGUGUCUCAGCUCAACGUGGAGGCGAAGGAGCCGUCGCCCAAACUGUACAUUUUGGCGGACACUUCCUACGGGACCUGCUGUGUCGACGAGGUGGCUGCCGAGCAUGUCGAUGCCGACGUGGUUGUGCAUUACGGACGGUCUUGCUUGUCUCCCACCGCGAGACUGCCGGUGAUUUAUGUGUUUACGCACAAGCCUCUGCCGAUGGAGCCGGUGGUGCGGGCGUUCAAGGAGACCUACCCCGAUACAACCACGAAGGUCAUCCUCGCAGCCGAUGUCACCUAUACGGACCAUGUUCCCUCGCUGUAUUCUCGUCUGGUAGAGGAGGGCUACACCAACUUGUUCGCCACGGAGCUGCUCCACAAUCCGUCGUCCGCCAUCCCCAACCGAACUGUACCUGAUUCGGUGCGCGACUCGUCGGAGACCUUGUCGGACUGGCAGCUUUUCCACAUCUCCGAUCCUCCUACCGCACUCCUCUUGACCCUUGCAUCCCGUGUCGCUUCCAUCUAUAUCUAUCCCACGAAUGAUCUGGCCAACGAACAUGUCAAGCCUGUUCCCGCGUCGACUGCCGCGACGCUGCGGCGACGAUAUGCCAUUCUCACCUCGCUCAGCACGGUGCCGAUCUUCGGCAUCUUGGUCAACACGCUUAGCGUGAAGAACUACCUGCACAUCGUAGAUCACGUGCGGGAGCGCAUCGCGGCCGCCGGCAAGAAGAGCUACCUGUUCGUGGUGGGCAAGCUCAAUGCCGCCAAGGUCGCUAAUUUCAGCGAGAUCGGUGGCUGGGUGGUGAUCGGCUGCUGGGAGAGCUCUCUGGUCGACAGCAAAGAUUUCUGGAAACCGGUGAUCACUCCGUUUGAGUUGGAACUUACGCUCAAGGGGGAUGCCGAGCGGGUCUGGACUGGAGCCUGGCAGAGCGACUUCCAAAGUGUGCUGGACCAACCGGACCACGCUGAGGAUGCCAACGCCUCGACCGGCGACGCGAACGCGGACGACGAGGAGGAUGAAAUGUCGGAAGAGGAGUCCGCGCCGCCCGAGUUCGACCUACGCACUGGACGGUACGUCUCGCACUCGCGUCCCAUGCGGAAUCCUGCACCCCGCGUUACUGCCGACGACGCUGCCUCUGCGGCCGGCGGACCGUCUGCAGCGCGAGCACUGGCCCGGCGCGCAAAGGGGGAUGUGGCCAUGAUCGGCGGCACCCUGUCGCCAGGGGCGGAAUUCUUACGGUCGCAGCGGACGUGGAAGGGGCUGGGAAGCGAUUUCGAUAUUCAGUACGAAGACGACGAGCCACGGGACAGUACGCUGGUGGUGGAAGGGCGCAAGGGCAUCGCAAGGGGAUACACGGAGGGCGGAUCAAUAGAGAAGCACUAGACUCGGGCCUAAGCGUGAUUAGCAGGAUUUAGCAGCGAGGAACACCCGCAGCAAAACGGGUCGACCGAUGGGACCCGGACUAUCUGGGCGUUAUUGCGAGGACUAGGGACUCAAGGAGACUAGAUCGAGAGAUAUCAUACCCCGUUUGGAUUGGCAAAGCAUCGAGGCGAGGAGGACAGCGGAGCGCAGCGAAUGGAAGCCCCGGUCGCAGGCGCCACCGCAGAGGCCAUCACGAAGCAAUAGAUUAAAG